Meyerozyma guilliermondii ATCC 6260 is the source of this 1089-nucleotide messenger RNA. RefSeq names its product ubiquitin-binding protein (gene CUE5). NCBI's taxonomy places the organism in Eukaryota, Fungi, Ascomycota, Pichiomycetes, Serinales, Debaryomycetaceae. Gene Ontology annotation, cellular component: cytoplasm. Bases 1 to 1089 code for a protein of 362 amino acids. The transcript has a single exon. Gene Ontology annotation, biological process: ubiquitin-dependent protein catabolic process. The record is from RefSeq and is a predicted model, not a curated record. Gene Ontology annotation, molecular function: ubiquitin conjugating enzyme binding; ubiquitin binding.
AUGGCAAAGAAGGAGAACCAACAAUUAAAGGUCGUUUCCGGCGAACCAGUAGAGUUAGACGACGAAAUCGACUCUACCAAGCCCGCUGAAUCCAAAGAAUCCACUACGAAAACCCCAAAUGAAACAGAAACAAAAACAAAUUCAGAUUCAAAAAUCCCGGCCCCCGCUGGCGAUAUUGCUGUGACUGAAAAGGAUUCAAAAGAAACCGAUAAGGAGACCAAGACGUCUACUACAGAAGAGAACGCCACCAAGACCACUUCAGACACAAAACCAGACACGAAAGACGUUGGUGGGGACAAAUUGGACAACAAACUAAACAAAUCCGGUGACGAAAAUGCGCCUCCACCGCCUCCAAGACCAAUUUCGCCUGUAACCCAAAUCACCAAGGACCUCAAGGACGCGUUCCCCAACAUCGAGGACAAGUACAUUACCGCUGUGCUUGUUGCCUCGGAAGGAAAACUCGAUCCCGCUUUCAAUGCGUUGUUGUACAUUUCUGACCCCACGUUCAAACCGGACAUUCCCGUGCCUUCCGCCUCCGCUGGGCCUCCGCCGCCCCCCAAGGGGUUGACAGACGACGAGAAGUUGGCGAGGAAGCUCCAGAAGGAAUUUGAGCGGGAAGAUCGUCGCCAGAGAGCCGCCAGGGACGCUCGUAGAAAGGGCCGGCCGGUGCCUCCACGGCCUCAAGAUUCCGACGAAAGUCCUGAUGAAUUCGGCCAGAUUAAGGAGACAUUCACACAGGGAUUCGAAGAGGCUCGUUCAACAUUAAAUGGCUGGGUGAGUGGACUUACUCGGAAAUUUCAGGAACCCAACGAUCAGAGCGGAACCAACCAGAGCCCCAAACUUUUCGGAGCGUUGGGCGGCUCGUCCUUCAACAGCAGCGAACGUAAGUCUGGCUUCGACAAAGACCCCGAGAUCCUCUCCAACGAUUUCCACACCAAAAUCAGCAUGAAAGACGAACAAGAAACGGCGCCUCAACUUCCUAAACGCCAGGAAAAUAAAUGGCAGCCAUUGAACCCGGAUGUGCCCGUCAAUCUGGAUGCAUUUUUGGUGACGGACAGCGAGGACGAAGAGGAGGGAAGAAAGAAGUGA